CUUCCUCGCCGUCAGUUACCUAUUUGUUUAAUUAAAAAGGAAGAUUACUUCGUCAAAAUUAAAACCCUUCUAUGUAUGCCGAGUUCACCCUGAAGUAUCUACGCGGUAACCGAGUGGGACUGGUUACUGGAUCCAAAUAAAAAAUGGCGGCGAAGGAGGACGAGAAUUCUGUGUCAUACAGCUUGGAUCAUUUUACCGAACUCAAAGAAGUAACAUCAUUGAUCGAAUCAAUAGGAACCAUAUGUCAUGAUAAUAUUUUACUCGAGGCUGCAGAGGAGCGGUUAAUUCGUAAGUGUAGCAUGUUUUCUAAUCUCCUAGUUUUGUUUCAUUUACUUGUUUGUGAGUAUGUUAUUAAUUUAGAGCUCAGGCUUCCAUCCAAAAUUUCCUUUUAUCAUACCCACUACCGUGUAUAAAAAUGGUUAAUUUGCAGUUAUAUUGAAUAAGUAUCAGGAACAGCCACAUUUAUUGGAUCCGCAUUUAGGUAAGUAGUGUAAAGAAUUUUCAUAGUUAUCGAUUUGUAUGUACUGUGUUUUACAAUAUUGUAGAAUGUUUACAUAUUUUCUUAAAUUGCGAUUUUUUAUCCUUAAGAAAUAAGGACGAGAUCUUUACUCAAGCUUUGCUUGGACUACUUUCUCAAAUAGGAAACCCAUCUUAUAGUAGAGUGGUAAACUUUACCUGUAUAAACAAUGUGUGAAUGAACAGAUUACAUUAAGCUACUUAUCAGUAGGUACUGCAGAGUAUAGUUUUAAGCUGUCGGCAGAAGUUACCAAAUAAUACUGAAAAUAAUAAUAAAAAAAACUCUCAGUAUUCAUUUUUCUUUCUCUGUUGAAAUUUAUUAAAUAUAGAACUGGGCAAUUCACAUUUGUGGUUUAUUUUCUCACUUUCAGAGAGCCUUGUACAGAAAUUGCAACAUAUAGUCUGUGAUGCAUCAAACCCAGCUAAAGUGAUUCAGCAGGGAUUUAAAUAUUUAUAUUUAAUCACCAAGGUCUGUUUCCAAUUGAUCAUGCAUUUAGAUACCAUUUUGACACAAUGAAUUGUUUGCCUUCCCAUGCUGUUGGAGCUGUAUAUAAUUAGAAGUGAAAUAUCAUGUACAUGUAUAACACACACAACCCACAAUUCUUCUAUUCGCUGUGAUGAAUGGGUAAAGCCAAAAUGUUAGUGAAAGGAACUCUUUACAAUGAACAACUCAGCUGAUGAAACCCUGUCCCCUCACCCUCCCCCCUCUUCAGAAACUUACCCCCUUUAUUCAUCACUUAUAUACAGUUAUGCAUGAUAACAACUGGCAAAGUUGACUAGAGAAAUUGGGUUGCCAUAUAAAACAAUUAGUAUUGGACUUUAAAUAAGUACUUUCCUAGGGCACAAAGAAUGUGGUUGUAAUAUCAAUUAAUACUUUAAGUGUUUGGUAAUCUGAUAGAUUUAAUCCCCUAUAAUUGUAAUCAAACCUUCAGACUGAUUCUUUAGUCACAGAGGGAGAUCAAGGAGCUAGCAACCCUUGUUGCUUAUAAGUAUGUUGUCAUACUUUAAAACAAAUUUUAAGUAUAGGUAAUAACUUGAUUUCAAGUGCAAUUUGUUGUUAAUUAGCACAAAUGAAUAUUCAAAGACAACAAAAUUACACAAGCCUAUAGGACAAGUGCAAUUUAUAAUCUUUGAAAAAUUUACAUUAAUUGUCUUAAAAGCAUCACAGAAAGUCAAGACAGAUGAAAUUUUGAUAGCAAAAUUGUGCACACUAUUUGUAAUUUGAUCUUGUGUUACAACUUUGCACUCAUGUUACAACUUUGCACUUGUGUUUCAUGAAAAAUGCACAGGUUUUCAUCCAAUCAGAUGCACAUAAUUUUUUCAUGUAUAUUAUUAAAUGGAAUAAACCAGUUGAAUUUGUUUUUGCACUGUAUUAAGGGCUGAAGCCUAUAAUCAUUUUGAAUGGAUCUUACUUAUGAUUUAUUGGAGGACAAACACAUAGGUGACAUCAUCAUUAACAACAUGUACUUUCCUGUUUAUUUUUCUCACUCAAACUUGAUCAGGUCAGGGGACCAAAAUUUGUGGUACGGCUGUUUUCUCAUGAAGUUACUGAUGUGGAACCAGUUCUUGGAAUGCUGUCUCAGCAAAAUCCUCAAGAUCAUGAGGUGUGUCAUCUUUAUAGUUUUUAUUUCUAGUUAAUGAUAUUACUACCUUAUCUGUAAUUACUAAUGUGACACAUAUAAUUUAGGGAAUAUGAUAAUGUUUGAAAAGAAUUCAGGUCAAAAUGAUUUCAAUUACAAUUUGAUUUGCAUUUUUAUAUGUUCCUGCAAAUUAUCUUUUCUUAAGCAAAGAAAAUGCAAAUCAAGCUAGUUCUAAAUGUCUUUAGCCCUAAAUCCAAUUUAACUUACAACAUACUCAUUAAUGUACUGUACAUUUUCAUCAACAUAAGUAGCAGUAGCAAACCUUUAUUUAACUAGGGUAAUCCCUUCAGAAUACUUAAAAGUAUAUCUGUUAUCAAUAGGAGCCCUAUGACCCACUGUGACUUGCAAUUGUAGGAAAAUGUUAUUAAAUCGCAGCUUUCUAAAAUCUCUCAUUUUCAUCUUUUUCUUUUUUGUCAACCAUGAUGUAUUAUCCUUAGGUCAAAAUAAUUUUGAUAUUUUUUAUUAACCUCAGACCUGGGAGACGCGAUAUGUUCUUCUCCUGUGGUUGUCUAUUGUUUGCAUGAUACCCUUUGACAUGGCUCGCUUUGAUGGACAGAGAGAUGCCGAUAGUGGAACACAGGAGAGACGCAGGCCUGUGGUGGAGAGAAUUCUUGAAACUGCAAAGGUAGGUGGGACAGACCUAAAAGCUGUUAGUGUUGUGUCGAAGGUCACAUUUUUAUUCACAGUGUCUAAUAGUGGCUAACUAUAAAAUGUUCUAUUAAUUUGUCUUGUUGCAGAUGUAUCUUUCAGUUCCAGACAAGUCGAGAGAUGCUGCUGCAUUAGUUAUCUCAAAGUAUGUUUGGUAGAUCUUUGUAACAAGUUAAUCUGUAUUGUCAGUUUAUAAUAUAUUUUAUACACUUCCUGUAUCCUCACUUGUCUAUAGGUUUGUUACAAGACCGGAUGUGAAGAAAGAAAAGCUGGCAGAAUUUCUGGACUGGUGUUUGAUAAGGAUGGAGAGAGCAAAUGGUUUGUACCUAGAUGCAAAGUUAUAACAAUCAUGCACAAUUUAAACCACUUAUUGCAAAGCUUAUUGGGCCUCUUCAUCCAAUGCUCGCAAAUCCCAGCCUUUCCAUGAAAAAUCAGAAGCAAGCACACUCUGGAAGGGCUGUCAGACAUUCAAAUCGAAAUAUGACCUCUUAAUUGCCAUGUUGUUCCUCCUCUGGACUCUUUCCAGAUUAGAUCAUUUUUUUAAAAAGACUCUUGUUUGUGUUUCUAUCUUACCAGGAGAGACAAUGGAUGGAAUGCUGCUGUUGACAGGGAUCUUGACAACAUUGGUCAGUUAAAAAUUUCAUAGUCUAUAGAGUGUUCAUUAGACAGUUGAACUCAGAGAAUUCUGUGGCUUCUAUGCAGAAUUCUUUACCUAAAUUUUGUUGGUCACCACCACUUUUUAUUUAGACAUGUAGUAUAAAUUCCUGUUACUUUACGCUUUUUCCUUCUACUAUGUUUUUCAAUGAAAACCUUGAGUAUGUCUUGAAGAAGCUCGCAAUUAAAAUCCUAUUCACCCAAGGUUUGGUGUUUUCAUAUAAUUCAAUAUCUGGCAAUAUUACAUAAAUUAAUUCAAAUUUGAGAACCAAUAAAUAUGUUUGAGGUCUGAAGAUCAAUAAUUAAGGUCAAACCUUACCUGAGGAAAAUCUGCAGGAGUUAAGACCCAUGCAUACCUUCCCAGCAUUUCAUGUUGCCUUUCCACAUCUUCCACUGACUCCUUGGUUGACUGAUUGAUUAAUUGUUACCAUAACACCAUAUGACACCAUCUUAUUUUGGCUCUGUCAUUUACUCCCCGACUUUUCAAGGCUCUGCUUUUCAAGCAUGGAAAGAGAGAUGACUUAAUACCAUAUGGUGAGUAAACUUCUCUUUAGUGUGACAGUGUACAAUAUGCAAGGCUUACAAUAACUUUUUUCAUAAGCAGCAGUCAAUGAUUUUAUAGGCAGCUGUACCUUAAGGAGACACCCAAACAGGAAAGCUUGCUUCCAGGCUAAACAGACAGUAGUAAGAGUUCAUAUAGGGGGCAGCAGAUUGUUUGUAUCUCUGAAUAUGAUUUGUAUGUCAACAUUCAACUUUGCAAAACUUUGACAAAUUGAAUCAAGGUUUUUAAGAUUAUUGAACAGAGUUAUACAAUACAGUCUAGUUUACUCAUUAUUUUUUAUAUCUGUCAAUAUUGAUGCUAAUCUGCAAUAAUUUUUUUAUAAAUUCUUAGCUCCUAUAGUCUUGAAGCAAAUAGGGGUGCGUGAGAUUUCAAAGAUUAAUAACACGCUGCUUAGGAAACUGAAUAUUAAACUUACACAGGUAACUAUACAUGCAUUGAUACAUUUGAAAGUGUGUUUGAAACACAAUAAUCUACAUGAAAAAAUUAUAUGCAUCUGAUGAGCUGAAAACAAGUGCAUUUUUCAUGCAAUGUGUAUGCAAAGUUGUGCCACAAGUGAAAAUUACAAAUAGCAAGCCCACUCCUAAAAUUUCUUCUGUCUUGAAUUUCUUUGAUGCAUUUUUCAUGUUAAUUAUUAUCUAGUAAAGCAUUAUUUUUUACACAAUUUGGUGUAAAUAAGCACUUAUAAAUUUUUCAAAGCCUACAAAUUGCACCUGCCUCUUCAGGCAUGUGCAAUUUUGCUAUCUUUGAUUUAAUUUAAAUUUUAAAAAAUUUAGUUGUGCUUUUUAACACCAAAUUGCACUCAAAAUCAUUUUGUUACCUAUACCUAAUAAAUGAGUAUAUAGUGACCACUCAGGACUGAGGGUGUGAUAGGUUUGUACCAGUUCUGUACAUUUCAUAAUGAAUGCUUUUUUCCAUACAUUUCUUGUAGCGUCUUGGUUUGACAUUUCUGAAGCCAAGAAUAGCAGCCUGGAGGUUAGAUCUACUUAGUCAAAUUGAUUUCAUCUUGGAAACUAUUAUUUUUUAUCAAUUUAUUAUGCUGACUUAUGAUGAUAGUCAGUGAGAAAAGUAUAUUUCCACUUGGUAUAUUUUAAUUGUGACAAAGCAGGGGCUGUGAGGCAUCUAUAUGUUUGCUGCAUUCACUAAGCUGUUGUUUUUUUAUGUGUUUACUGGUAGAUAUCAGAGAGGGAGUCGAUCUUUGGCUUACAACCUUGCCAAUCCAUUCUCUCAAGAACAGGUAGUUUAUGAAGUGACAUCCAGUCUCAAAUUGGCUGCUUCAAGACCUUCUUCCAAACUUACAUGUAUUUGUUGUUGGUUGAGAUUUGUUGUUUGUGGAAGUUUUCCAAUUUAUCAAACCUGUAGUUUGAAAGGUUUAGAACAGUCUUUACAUCAAAGUUCACCUCUCUUAUAAAUUUAAUUGUUAUUUCAGAAUGAAAAUAGUCACCACACAGCAGGACUAAACACAGCUGAGGUGAGGAUUUUUUUUUAUCUUGUAACUGUGCAGGCCACGUUUCGCAUGUUUGUCUGUUUGUUUUGUUUGACUCAACUAUUGAUGGACUUUUUAAUAACAGGUUAUUAUAGUGUCAAUGCUGUUAUUUUAUCUCUUUAAGUUGAUUUGGUUUUGAACCAAUUUUUAUUGUAUUACAGGAAGAAGAUUAUGAUGUUCCUGAAGAACUAGAAGAUAUCAUUGGUUGGUUUACGAUCUCCUUUUCACUACAAAAUACUUAAAACUUUUUGCUGAAUUCAACAACGUUGAAAGACUUUUGCAUCUUGCUAAUCAGUGAAAAUUGUAAUUGAUAUGUUUAAUAGAAUUUGAUGACAGUAAAUAUUUAUGAAUGUAAUAAUUUGCAGAGAAACUUUUGACUGGUCUCAGAGAUAAGGAUACCGUAGUGCGAUGGUCAGCGGCUAAAGGGUGGGUUGGAAGAUUUUCAAUAUGGAGUUUUUCAAAUCCUGAGUAAACCUUUGACGGCACGAAAGUGUAGUACAUGUGACUGAACUAUGAAAUGUUUCUUAUUAAAUAAGGAUUGGAAGGAUAACUGGGAGACUUCCUCAAGAAUUAGCCGACCAGAUUGUGGAAAACGUCUUAGAAUUAUUCAGGUAUGAAAUGUUAUCAAUGUAUCUACAAUCAUCUCCACGUUAAUUAUGUGGCUACAGUAGUUGAACUUCGUGUAGUUUAGCUUAAUGUUACAUUUGUAACAAUAAAUUUAUUUUUUUGCAGUACCCGAGAAUCAGAUUGUGGCUGGCACGGAGGUGGGUUUUUAACUGCUUUUGUAGCAUUGUUCAUGUAGCUAAGCUAUUUCACGGCAUUUCGCGGAUGUUGAUUCGCUACGUGAAAAAAAGAGAUUCAGUUCGCACCGAUGUUAAACAUCUGUGGACACUUGGCGACACUUAGAUGUUGCUUAAAUGUUGUAGAGUUUGGUAAUCCUUGUAUUUGAAUUUUCUGUAGGUUGUCUAGCUCUCGCUGAACUCGGUCGUAGAGGACUUCUUUUACCCAAUAGGCUCCCUGAAGGUUAGUAGCUUUGAAAUCAACACAAUAAAUCUCCUCAGAAUAUCUGGCACAGAACGGCCUAAGGAAACGCACAAGUCAAAAUUACAUAGAAACUAUCAAAAUUUACGCGGAGUUUCCGGAUUAGACGGGCAAGCAACUUAAACAGUUUGAGCAAUCAUGACCUCUUCACAUUUUUUAAAUUCUCCCGCCUGACAGUUACAAUACUUAACAGGUAUUUUUAUAACAGAGAAAGACUUUCCUGGUUACAUUACUUACACGAAUUUAAGGGAGAAUUCUUUGUGAAUCGCUCUAGCAAUUUAACUUCUCUAGUAUCAUUUUUUUUAAAAUCAAUUUUCGAUGUGUAAUUUUGUUCAAUAACUGGUAUGAUUUAAGUUUGGUUAUUUUUUUCUAUUUUUCAGUUGUUCCUGUUGUGCUGAAAGCCUUGUCUUAUGAUGAAAUGAGAGGAACAUACAGUGUUGGUAAGAUGGGUUCCUGUACGCAACUUGACGGGAUUAUUCUUUCCGAACGCAUGUAUGAUUGUUCGUUCUUCUUUUAUUUUUUUCUACUUCAAAGGGAGCCACGUUAGGGAUGGCGCUUGUUAUGUUUGUUGGUCAUUCGCCAGAGCUUACGAUCCACAAGAGAUCCAACCGCACGUGCACGGCAUAUCCAGGUACGAUUGAAAACAAGUUCAAUAACGAGCGGCUGUUUAACUUCCUCUUGCGAGUUAAGGAUUGAGUGGAGAGUGAUUUAGUCUUUUGAUGGCGAUCCGAAUGCUGGAUAGUUCAGAACUAACACUAACUUGCAGCAGUGUAGUUCUUUACAUUUUACUCUGAUAAAGGGUCAAAAGUCGGGUUUGCCCUCCUAAGAAGGAGCUUUUUAUUUUUUUUUUUUUUUUUUCUUGACAGUUCUCUAAUAACUGCUGCUCUGUUUGACCGAGAAGUGAACUGCAGGCGGGCUGCUUCGGUAAGUUAGGAAAUACCAUUUUUUUAAAGUCUACAUAGUAGAAUUUAGCCCAUGAUUUGGAGAUCAUUCACAUUACUUAUCUGCACUUUAAGUCAUUUCAACGACUGUUAAGCUAUAGAUUUUGAUGUGUUUUUGUUUUCCUCGGUUUUGUGAGUUUGGUUAUUGUUUUUUGUUUGUCUGCUUUUGUCCUAGUUUAAUGAGUAUUUGCCCUAAGGUCCAGUCUCUGAACAUUUAGAAAAUAGUUUAUGCCAUAAAAGUUCUUGAAAACUUGAUUUAAUUUCACCUCAACUUUAUAUUUAAAACACAAAUGGUCUUUUUUUGUUUCCCUAUAGGCUGCAUUUCAAGAAAAUGUGGGAAGACAGGUCAGUUCAAAUGAGGGUAUUUUGAGAACAAAUGUUAGAGUAUAAUAGGGUGUAUUUGUCUUUCAAAGUUUCCUGCGUUACUUGACCAUGUUUUAAAAAAAAACUUUUUAAUUUUUCAAUUUUUUUAUAGCUUUCGUUCUCUCUCAAAACUAUCUCAUUAUAGUGUUAAGGUAGUUUUUGUUCUUUUUUUUUAAUAGAUAACUUUUUUUGACGUUUUAGGGAACUUUUCCUCAUGGCAUCGAUAUUCUUACGAUGGCUGACUAUUUUGCGGUUGGGAACAGAGUGAAUACAUACUUGACUGUAAGGUAAAAUCUUAGACUGGAAUAAUAUCAUUUUGUCCUUUCUUAUAAUUGUUAAUCCUACCAGACUCCUUCUGUAAGUUCAAUUAGAAAUGUUCUUUUGUUUUCAGUGUAUCAGUAGCGGAGUUUAAGGAAUAUACAAAGGCGUUGAUUGACCAUCUCGCUGAUGUCAAGUUACAACACUGGGAUAGGUACGAUACACACCCUGCGGAUGAUCUUUUCGAGCAAUCAUUUCUAGGUCAGAAUUUAUUUUGAGGACAAUUUCGAGGACAGAUGGUCUAGGCACAAAUUUGGACGCCAUUCAGGGUUGUGAUCAUUACAGUACACCUCAAAAUUUUUAUCAAUUGAAGGUUGAAAUCGUUCAGGGAAAAGCUUGGGUAUUAUUUGAGGGUUACAUGGAAUCAUCUUCGAUCACCUCACGGCAGUUACGGGGUUUCCUUUCAGUAGAUCCCUACAACACCUCGAUCGUCAGGAGGUAGGCCACGCACAUCUUCCCGGAAGACAAAAAAAUGUCCUUCACUGGAGCUUGCUACUUACGGGAAUUAUCAGGAAAAUGUUGACAGAAUUGAAGCUUACAUGCAUUAUCUAUUGUAAGUUUAUCCUCGUUUAAGCUUGUCUUUCUUCCUUGUCAGAAACAUUCGAGAACUGGCUUCUCAAGCUUUACACAAUCUAACUCCUUCAGAUCCAGAAUACAUGGCUAAGACUGGUAUGUUGUCGAUUAUCGAGCCGUUUCAAUUAUCGUAUCUAUUUUGAUAGACGUAGAAAUCGUCUAGCAACGAUACCUCGCCCAACGUUAAGAAUGUCGACCGAGAGAGGCCGCCCAAAGGGGAUGUAUAAAAGAAACCAUUCUUUUUUAGGGAAACCUGACGCCAUUAAUCUCAGGUCCAAGCUUUGCUCAACAUAUGCGUUUUUUCGCAUCUUAACACAAUCUUGUCAAAAUACAUUUUUUUCUCGUUUAGUUUUGAUAAUUCCGUGCUAUAUCUAGCCGAUAUCAGCGAUAUAUUCGUAACGUUUUUAGAGAGAAUCAGUUCAAGUGGAAAAAAAAGUUCAGGUAUCGAUGGAGAAGGGGGUACUCUUGCAUAUCAAUUGUAAUGAAACUGUGAGAAAAACAUAAGCUCUGAAAAUUGUUGUGUAUCCCAUUCAAAUUUGUUUUCCCCAAAUCUAUUUAAAUACAACUUAAAUAUGUCCUUUGUUAUGCCUGGCCGACAGAUGAGAAAUCUGGGCGAUUGUCUCUAAUGUCCUUCAGCUCUGUUCAAUCAUCCUUUGAGCUGCAAAUACUGCAUAUAGUAACGUAAAGGUACUUAGUAUUAUUGUAUUGCUUAAAACUCUUCUCUGUUCUUUCCUAGUUUUUCCAAAAGUGCUUUUACAAAUGAACAAUAUCGACCUGAACACGCGCCAUGGCUGCAUCCUGGGUUGCUCUGAAGUUAUACACGCUCUGUUUCUAUACGCUAAGGAAACCGGAAGGUAUUGUUACAGACAUUAAAGGUUUUACUUCGUUAUUUUAUAAUUAUUUUGACAAAUAAAUUAAAAACUGUACAGUUAAAGAUAUUUUAACGAUUCUUAUUUUCAGAUUGCUGACAGACGUGGUUGACAAAGAUUGCUUUGAAAUCGUGAAAGACUUUGUACCUCAGGUAGAGUUUUUAUUUGUCGAUUUAGGUACGACUUUGAAACGGGUAACUUUUCCUCUCAAUUUUAAUACCUCAUCUUCCAAAAAUAUAUUAUAUGAAAAUAGAUAGACUUAUUUGGUAGACAGAGUGAUUUGAUGAAACAUCAACUUCUGUCAUUUAUUUUGCGUCGAAAUUUAUAGCAGCUUGAGAGAAGAGUUACCAACAAAACCAUGGUAAUUGGUUUGAGAUGGUGUUUUCAUGUAUAGUAAUAAUGUUUUGACUUGUUUUGAAUUACUUCUGGCAGAGGCAAUAUGUUGAGAGGCUGAUAAAUUUCAUGCGCAAUAAUUCAGAUAUGACUUUCUGUUUCCUUUUAGCUCAACUCAGCAAAAAGCUUCAGGUGAGAUUUUAAACAACAAAAUUAUUCUUCAGUUGCCGAGCGUGUAAUGAGCUUCAAUUUCACCACGAUGGUAAUGAAUUGUACCGAAGAGCUAUGUUUGAAAGAUACGGUGACAAGAAAUUACGCAUGGCACUUUCUGUUGUCAACUUUAUUUGGUCAUUUUUUGAAAACUGGAGAAUCACCAUCUGAUUUGCAGUAUGAAGUGAAACAAUUGCUGCGAUCUUGCGUCUAGCGCAGCGAGUUUCAUGCGGGAGGAUCUUGAUCAUAACUUGUGUUUUCAUUUAUUUUUCAGAGGUCUAGGAGGGGACUACAUGCGACAGGCAGGUAUGAAGUGCCAUUGUAGUCACUUUUUUGUUCCUGUCAUCUUUAUUAGAGACCUUAAGAUUCUAACAGGAGUUUGACGAAGAGUUCGAGAUUCUCCUGUAUUGAAACAGUGCGCGCGCUCAAACCUGCGUUAAGUUGGCGGGAAAACGCCACAGCCGUGAACAUAUUAUGACGACUUUUUCUUGGAAAAUGCACGAUAUCGACAUAAGCAAUUGUGAAGUUUUUAAAUCAGGAGAGGAUUCAUCCUUGUUGUAUUGCUGCUGUAAUAUGUCUGCACUCAAUUAUUGAUCCUCUCUUUUUACUUCCAGUUUGUCAUUUAAUAAUGAAACUGUCCUUAUCGGAAUUACCUUGGCAUGGAGAUCAGAUAAUUGGUGAGAGCUACUGACAGUAAUCAUAGUUCACUUCCUUAGGUAGGAAAUGAGGCUUUUGGAAAAGUGACAAUGUUUCUCCUGCUCAAUUACUUAAUGGUUCAUUUCUUCUUGCGAUGAUUUGAUAUAUUUGUCUUUAUUUGUCUGGGUGGGUUCGCCAACAUUCGUGUCAUGUCUGAGUAUGCUCACGUUUUUCGUUUCUUUUUCUCUUCCUUUCUUAGGCGUAUUUCAAGACACUAUCGAUGACAACCUCUCCCACACAGAAUCUGUUAUACAGGUGACAUUUACCCCGUGUCAAUCUACGGUGGAUUUUCUGCUGCCUACUAAUAUUAAUUCUGUUCUCCUGAAUAUUUUAGGAAGGAGCUGUUCGAGCCCUCGGUGCUUUAUGCCAGCAGUAUUACGUCAAAGACGACGGUGGAGCUAUUGAUGGAAUACAAGGCAAUGGAGAAAAUUAUGUAGUUUCUUGCAUUUUAUUUCUUCAAGUGAACGAGUUGGUAAUUAUUGACGAAACAAUGGACUAUUAUCUCUUUUGCAGAUAGAAUCAUCACACAUUACGUUGGGCAGUUAAAAAGCCCUUCAGAGUUCUCAAGGUGAGUAAAUGCAUUCAUGGAGCCCGUGUGGUCAUGUGACCUUUCGCUCGUUCUUUCAUUCUUCCGUCUGUACACCUACUCGCUCGCUCAGUCACUCGUUUGUUUCGUUCGUUCGUUCGUUCCUUCUUUCGGUCGGUCUGUCGGUCAGUCGUUCGUUCGUUCCUUGGUUCUUUCGUCGGUUCGUUCGUUGUUUCUUUCGUUCGUCCGUUCCUUCUUUCGUUCGCUGGUUCGUUGGUUCGGUCCUUCUUUCGGUCGGUCGGUCGGUCGGUCGGUCAGUCGUUCGUUCAUUCCUUUGUUCGGUCGUUUCAUUCAUUUUGUGUAUCUGACUCUUGACUUCCUUAUUAAAUAUUGUGGUUGUGAUGAUGGCAUCAAUUCAGGUGAAAAUUUUUUUUUUUUUCUCUUUUCUAUACUUUAUGUCGGAUGUAAUUAUUCCUAUUUCGUGUAAGUGAUACACCCUUCACUUCUUUUUUUUCUAUUAGAGUUGGGUUCGCUCAAGCUUUAGGAUUUUUGCCAAAAUUCAUGUUGUCAUUCCGGUUAAAAGUGGUAAGUACCAUUUCAUUUUCCUCCACUACAAAUCACACGGGAUAAAAAGGGCUUGCCUCAAAGCGUAAUAAAGGAGUCAUAGUUUGCGAUUCGCUGAGGUGUCUGAAUGUGGCACUUUUUCACCGUUUUCAAUGUUUUAUUUUGUAUGUUUUAAGUAUGUUUUGCUUUGAGCUAGUUUCGAAAUCAUCUUGGAUAUUGUUUCUUCAAUUUAGGAAAACCUGGUUUUCGUGAACUGAAUCAGUUUAGUUUACUUUUCACCAUCACGCGCUGACAUUCUAGCUCUCGAUUUCCUGGAUUCGGAGUCUUGAGACCACGGUUUUUCAUUAGAAAUAUCAAAUCUCAAAUUUAUCGCUGUGCUUCUGUUCUAGGCAUUUACAGGUUUAAUUACAGCUUCACAGGUAGCGGAUGAUCCAGGAAAAUUUGCUGAAUCAAGAAGAGAGGCGCUUAAUUCUCUUGCAAGGUAUCUCAAGAGACACAAUUUGUUUUCAUUGUAAUGUGUCACUGCUUUAAGAGCGCCGUCAACCGUGGUCGUUGUCAUUGUUCUAAAACUGGAAUUGAAACGAUUAGUCCUACGACAUUGAAAGUCAGAAAGUUGUAUGAUAACGUUCACUAUUCUCGUGGUUGCAGAAUCGCUUGCACCGUUGGAUUAAGUAGGACAGGAGACGAAGAAGAAAUUGUCACAGAAAGCAGUCUUCAUGAACUUUAUGAGGCUUUUUUCGUUGCUAUGAAUGACUACACGAUUGACAGCAGAGGAGACGUCGGAGCUUGGUACGAUAACUUCCUUGUUGUGGGAAAAGUAACCCCAAACACAUUUCUCUGUUUUACAGACGUCAUUUUAUAAUGUGUUUAGGUGGUGAUGGUUCCCUAUAAAUUAUGUAACUUGUCAUUUCAAUUUAAUCGAUUGGCCAGCAGAUCGUUCUAUCGAGGUUGAAUAAAAGUCUUGAAUGUGACCCGAAACAUCGGGUUUGGCAGUAUUUUGUAAAUUAAAAGAGCUGUUAGGUGGGAAACUAUAUUGUAACUGUAUGCUUUAAUUCUGGUACAAGAAGCCAGGAAAAUGUAAAUUUUUGAUCGCAUUUUGACAAUUACAUUUUCUCUUAUUGCAGGGUGCGUGAAGCCAGCAUGAGCGGGUUGGAAACCCUGACCCGAUAUGUUGCAGAAAACGAUCCUUCUCUUUUUACACCAGAGAUGUAAGUACGAAGUUGGUUCUUGAAAAAAGAAAACCUUUUUGUUCCUCUUCUAAUGUGUUUUCUCUAAUUUUUGUGGUUUUACAUCGGUCGAUUGAAAACCAUCUCUUCAGGAAACACUGUCGUUAGGUGCUUGAUCAUAUGACUCACGAGCAAUCUUAGAGGGGGUCUUAUUCAAAGCAUUGUCUCCUUCCCUAAGACCCAGUACUCCCAAGUAUAAGAGAAGGACGUUAAAAAUCCUAUUUACAGGCAUAUAUUUAAUUUUUUUUAAUGAAACUUGCUGCUCCUUUUCAUAGCUGUGAGCGGGUGAUGUGCUGUCUUGCGCAGCAGUCUUCUGAGAAAAUAGAUCGCACGAGAGCUCAUGCCGGAGAGAUUUUCCUUAGACUUCUGUAUAUGGACAGGUGAGUCACGUGUUUAGAUCAUUUACAACUCGGGGAGAACAAAUUCAAUUUUUAUAUCGCAAUUUGAUAUUAUUUUUCGAAGCUUAGUUUGCUAGUAAAAAUAUUGUAACAGAUUUUCAUGUCCAUGAAUUUUUUAUUUAAAGGACAGUGGUUUGAUAUACUAUAUUUAUAUACUUAUUCUUUUAUUUACUCUUUUCAGUCCUACUUUGCCACAUAUACCGCACCACAAAGAACUUCUCGACAUUUUUCCGAAGUAAGAGCCAAGGUUUGAAUAUAGUUAGCCCACAGUGGGAACUCAACCUCUCGUCGUUGUGGUUGCCUCCUUGGAGUCCUAAGUCAAUGGGCCGGUUAUUCAAAUAAAGUGAAGCCGUUGUUUAUCAAAACCAAUUGUACGCUGUCUUGAAUGUGGCUGAAUCUGUAGUCUGAGCGCUCCUUUUUGUGAACUGUAUCAAGAAUUCCGAAAGCUAGCAGUGAAAGGGCAUUUAUUUAAUGAAAACAACCCUCCUAUGCAGAAUAAGUAAGGCCCAGUGCUUGCGUGAAACCGCGGUUUGGGUCAGACCACGUGUAGACAACUGGCCCAAUGAGUCUAAUAUCUUGCAACUGAACAUCGAUUGACACGUUUUUUCAUUUUUCUCGAAGUCUUUUCGUUUUUUCUUAGGGAUAAAUGCUUGGAAAUGAAUUGGAGCGCCUCUGCUGAAUGUUUUCCUCGAAUAACGAAGCUCCUCGGUUUGGCGUCGUACAGAAGGACUGUUCUUCUUGGCUUGACUGUCAGUGUUGGAGGACUAACCGAAUCACUGGUAAUUGUCAUGUUCGUUUGUUAAAUAUUUGAGACACUUUUCACAUCAUCAGCACUCUCCGCAUGCAAGAGUUACUGAUCUUUUAAGAGAGCCUUAACCCUUCACAUCCUAACAUCAGUUUGUAUAUUCUCCAUACUGUUCUCUAUAAAUUUCCUAAGGCACUGACAAGGAGACUUUGUUUAAAAAUCAUGAGCUCCUGUACGUGAUGAUCAUUUCCUUUAUUCCCGUGGCCUGGAUAUGUGAAUCAGAGGUGAUGUUGUGAGGAGAAUUUAGAUUCUUGUCACUCCGAGGGGUUAAAGGGUUGAUGGUUGUUAUUAAGUUGUGAACUGGUCCUGACUUAAGACUUCUUUUCUCUUCUUCUUUUUCAGGUGCGACAUUCUCAGUCAUCGUUGCUAAGAUUCUUGAAAGUCAUAAGCAAGAGGUAGUAAGCACGUUUUUCCCAAAUAUUCAUAAAAUAAAAAGGAAUAAAUAAAAAGUUUAACAGCUCUGGCACUUUCUCGAGCUGGCUAUUCGUCCACUGUUUCCCGGAUCAAAGUUAAAAUUUGGAGUAUUUCUUAAGUAGAAAAAAGAACUCCGGAACAACUCGAGAAAAAUCUUCGGAGCAAGGACGAGUACAGCAACAAAAAACUGAUUGUGUUUCCCCUUUGAUCAUAUCUAAACCCAGUAUAGUCACUAUGUACAAUUCUUGUUAUUACAGUGAGCUUGAGAUGAACGAGAUUGCGGAAACCCUUUUAGAUAUUUUUCGGAAGAAUGAAAAAAAUGACAGGCAAGUGGCUUUUGUUUUUGCUUUCAAAAUAAUUUAUUUAUUUGUUUAUUUAUUUAUUUAUUUAUGCAACCUGUAAACACGCUCUGCUCCAUCUUAAUCAAAAAUAUAUUCUUGUGCAAUUCCCAUUUUUAUAGUUUGGUGUUGUUGUUGUUGUUGUUGUUGUUGUUGUUGUCAUUUUAAUUGAUUCCCACUGUUUUUUGUAUUUAUUUUGUAGUGGUCUCUUUCCUUCCACUCGCCCCAGUCCUUAGUCUACUUCCCAUCAUUCUCGAGCUUAAUCUCCCCCCCCCUUUUCUUCUUGUUUUGUUUUUUUGCCUUUCUUCUGCUUUCUUGUUUUUGUCGUUAUGCUCCCGACGUCGAUUAAUUUCCUAUCAAUCUGAAAUUUUUGUGAACAUAGAAUAAUAGUUCCCUUAUUCAAGAUGCUUGAUAUGCUGUUAGCCAAUGGCUGCUUCGAGCUGUUCACCCAGGAUGAAAGGUACAACCAAAAGAUGGAAGUUUGUAAUAUGCCAUCCGUGUUAAUUCUUACCAUCUUUAAUCUACUCGUUUCUUUGUUUCCUUUGUUCUCGACUAUCAUUUUGCAUUCUCUGGCAAAUAAUCACUCUAAAGGCUCUCCUUGGGAAUGACAACACUGAUUUAAAAUAUCGUGACACAGCUUCGCAAUUUUCCUCCAACGAUGUCAAUGUUAUGUUUUGUGGGAAUGUCAAUCUCAUCUUUAGAAAACUGAAAGUUGAAUGAUCUUCAUAUGAAAAGAUUAAGCUUUUAAUCACUUACUUUAAAAAUGAUUAGACAUUUUGAGUCGUUUUCGCUAUUUGAUAUCCUUUUCAUUUUUUUUCAUUGCAGCCAUCCAUUCUCCGUAGCUGUUUUGGACCUCACAAAAAAGGAAAUCUUCAAGAUUGGCGACGCUAGAAAGCUAAUCACGAGUGUCAGCGUGUAAGAAUUAAAACUCUUUAAAAGUUGCCGCUAGUUCAACUGUUCACGGAUUUUAAGCAACAUUAUGUGUUGUGCCUUCCUUAAAUUUGUGACUUUGUACAAUAUCGUAAAUGCUCAUGUCACUAAACCGUCAUAAAUUUGGCGAGGAUGUUAUCGAAGCUGUGUCAAGGGACACUGUGGUAAGCUCACUCCUCAACUUAACGCCGGCCGCAUGAAAUCUCAUUUUAAGACUGACUCAGACAAAAACUGUUGCUACACAUUGCCGUAAAUGGCGAGAAUCUUUUACGGAUAGUUUUUACCGCUUUCGAGGACGUCUGCUCUCCUAUAUUUGAUUUUUAUUAACCAAAUGCCCCUCAUUUUCACGCAAGCAGUAUGUAAAAACAAAAUCUAUAGAUAGCAAGCUUUUUCUCGAUUUAUUAUGUUGGGACAAAGCUUAGCUAAUUACAUGUUUCCUCUUUUUUAACAAGGUUUUGCGGCCUAUUACAGUUUCCAGGGGCGACAAGAAUGAAAGCUUUCCAACAGCUUUCCAUAUUUCUUUGUCACAGAUACCCUCAGGUAAGAAUUUUCAUGAUUAAACUGCAUACAAGAACGGUGAAUAUCCAAUGCACUCAAUUGUACAGUAUAGGGCGAAAGUCUCUCGAUGAUUAAGGUGUUACGGCGUAGCUGCAUUGUUGUCGGCCCCACCCUUAAUACGCCGGUACAAUACUUCAUUUAUGUUCAACGUAUCCCUUCUUUUGCAAGGUUCGUAAAACUACCGCUGACCACCUGUACUCAGCAGUGUUGACCUAUGAUGACAUCAUACCGGCGGAAAAUUUAGAUGAAGUGUUAACGAUACUGACCGAAACUUCAUGGUGAGAGAUGCGAAUUUUAUGUUAGUUUUACUCGCGCUCUGACAUGAUCUGAAAAUAGAUAGGUUAGUUUUGGUAAACUUGUUCAGCUGUUUGGCCUCAUACAGUUAAUUACGACUUUUACUUGACAUGCUUGUUUUCUCAGGGAUGCGAAGAUUGAAGAACUUCGUGUCAUAAGAAACAGACUUUGCGACAUUAUAGGCAUCCCUCAUCCGGUUUUAAAGGUAAUGAACCUGGUCAGUUUCUUUACGUUGUAUUUAUUGCCAUAACAGGAGAUUAUUAAACGUAAAAAGUUUAACUGAGACGUAUUUCCAAGCGGACGGUACAGCAACUUGGUUCCACUUAUUUCUUUUUCUGACCUUCCUUUUACCAUCCCUUCGUGACACUCCUUUUCAAUCCCCUAUGAUUUUAUUAUUUUCAGUUAUUCUUUACCCAUCUUUCCACUCAUAUUUUCUUUUCAUUUAAUCUCAGUCUUCUACGGCACCAACCGCCGUCAAGAAAAAGAAAGACGAAUUAGACAGCUACAAAGGUAAGAACGUUAUUUUCGUUUUCAUGAUUUUCCAGUUCUCUCGUCGGUUCUUGUUAUUUUUAUUAUUUUUUAAGGAUUUGGAACAGAUAUACCUGAUUUCUCUCUAUUUUCAACAGACUUGGUCAGUCGUGGGUAUUAGAACUUUUCUGUAAAUAACACCCCAUGGAAUUCACGAGGUGGCUGCAUGUGAGUGGAAACGAUGCACAGUCCACCGUUUUGAUCUGUUGUGAGGAGGCCGAUUUUCAUCGGUAAACAGACUUAAAAACAGGUGGCAUACGAAAUCUUGGUGGUCUCUAAUUACGGCGCUUGUACGUUUGCAAAAUGUUCCCACUAAAAGUAUUGAAGAUGGGCAAGUCACUGCGCUUGUGUACAGGUCUUUUCGUAAACUGGGAAGCUUUACAGAUCAGUUAUUUCCGGAGUGAAGCCAAGAAUUAUCUUUACCAGUUUGCCAAGGAGUACUAAUAAUCAUGUCAACACGAGCUGCUUUAAUUUAGGCAUAUCGUUCUCAUGGGAACAUCAUUU
Pocillopora meandrina is the source of this 17932-nucleotide messenger RNA. The record is from the annotation of a GenBank genome assembly. NCBI's taxonomy places the organism in Eukaryota, Metazoa, Cnidaria, Anthozoa, Scleractinia, Pocilloporidae.